Messenger RNA from Symbiodinium natans, 1236 nucleotides. The record is from the annotation of a GenBank genome assembly. Lineage: Eukaryota; Dinophyceae; Suessiales; Symbiodiniaceae.
AUGCCAGUUCCGGCAUACGUGAGGCUCCUAUUUGACAGAGAGCAGCAGAGCCUGGAACUGUCUGUCAAAGCCGUGCAGAGCUUGUUGGACCGCCUCAAUGAUCCGGUAGCAGAAGUACGCACAGCGGCAGGCUCCCAAGAUGCUGCAGCUCCAAGCCUGAGCGAUGCAUGGUACUACUCACUAAGUAGGCGUGGCGGGCGAAUUUUCACUUCUUGGUUUUGCUGUGUUCGCUGUCAUUCGUUGGAGUCUUUGGAAGACUCGGAAGCUACGGCCUUGCUUUUGAUUCUGGUGCACCUGAAGGAAGCGCACAUGGGAAUGGAGGCUCGUCUGCCACGGACGCCAUCUGGGCAAGCUAAGUCCAAGAAUGCCCAGAUCUGGAAGGGCUUCGUCCAGGGUUCCGUCGGCGCGGCGAUUGGCGGGUCCUGCGCGCAUCCUCUGGACUUGAUCAAGGUCCGGAUGCAGCUGCAGACAGAAGUUCCCAAGCUCAGUAUGUUACAGAUGGGCCCUCACAUUGUCAAGAAUGAGGGUGUCCUCGGCCUCUUCAAAGGUGUCGAUGCUUCGGCAGCUCGGCAACUGGUCUACAGCGGUGUCCGAUUUGGUAUGUACGACAUGCUCAAGGGCUUCUGCGGCGAAUCCCAGAGACCACUCAGCACAGUCGAGAAGGUCCUGUGUGCUGCUGUGGCUGGUGCAACCGGAGCUUUCGCUGGAAAUCCGGGCGAUUUGGCCAUGGUGCGCAUGCAGGCAGAUGGCAAGCUGCCACCAGCAGAACGUCGUGGAUACAAGAACAUUUUUGAUGCGGUUGGCAAAAUUGCACGUUCAGAAGGAGUUCUAUCCAUGUGGCGAACAGGAGUUGUGCCCAACAUGAACCGUGCAACGAUCAUCACUGUUGGACAGUUGGCGGCAUACGACACCUGCAAAGAGGUUUUCGUUGAUGUGUUCAAGAUGACCGAGGGCGUUGGGCUUCAUUUGUCCUCUAGUUUUGGUGCUGCCUUCAUCGCUUCAGUGAUGUCCAAUCCAGUCGAUGUGGCAAAGACACGACUCAUGAACCAAAGACCAGAAGAGGGCAAGCCCUUGCUGUACAGAAGUACAGUGCAGACAAUGAGCACAAUAGCGCAACAGGAGGGGCCACUGGCCCUAUACAAGGGCUUCCCAGCCACUUUUGCCCGACAAUGCCCUUACGUCGUUAUCACCUGGGUCACAGUUGAGCAGCUGAAAAAGAUCAUGAAGGACUGGUGA